Messenger RNA from Cimex lectularius (bed bug), 1908 nucleotides. Its product is annotated as organic cation transporter protein-like. Bases 211 to 1737 code for a protein of 508 amino acids. The record is from RefSeq and is a predicted model, not a curated record. Gene Ontology annotation, biological process: transmembrane transport. Lineage: Eukaryota; Metazoa; Arthropoda; Insecta; Hemiptera; Cimicidae. The transcript has 12 exons. Gene Ontology annotation, cellular component: membrane. Gene Ontology annotation, molecular function: transmembrane transporter activity.
GAUCAGACUUAACCUUUUUUUCUUCUUAUUAUUUUUAAUGAAAAUUUGCACUUAGAAUGACAUUGACCCCCCGUUAAGCCGGUGCACUUCUUGGGUCGGAAGAUCUUUCGUGGAGGGGCACCGUCAGCUGGUGGGGACUCGGUGUACACAUAGCGUUCUGCCACAGUUCGUCCCACGCUCUCCGUUCCUCGUCGCAACAUCCAACGAAACAUGGACGGACGAGAGGCGGUCGCACUCUCCGCAAUGGGAGAUGUGGGCCCAUGGCAAGUGAAAAUCUUCCUUUUGAUGGCCCUUCUCAAAUUCCCAACCGCCUGGACUCUCCUUGGACUCAUAUUCAUGGGGGCACCUGUACCUUUCACCUGCACUGGCUCGGAAGAACAAUGCACGGACAGCCAUGGUGAUAAGUGCACCCAUUGGACUUAUAACAGGACGGUUUUCAAAGAGACAAUUACGACCGAGUGGAAUUUGGUCUGCGAUCACAAGCAGUUGACCAACCUAUCUCAGAUGACGUUCAUGAUCGGAAUCAUGAUCGGGACGUUUACUUUUAGCAUGGCCUCCGACAGGUUUGGCAGAAAAGGACCUUUGAUAUUCGCAGGUGUCUUGCAGCUCGUGACAGGAGUAGGGUCGGCCUUCGUACCAUGGUACUUCGGCUUCCUCGUCCUCCGCUUCAUCCAGGCUAUCGCCGUAGGAGGAUCGAUGACCAUUUCCUUCGUGCUUUGCAUGGAAGUAUUGAACGGCUCCUGGAGAACGAUAAUGGCCACGCUCACACACAUUCCUUUCAAUCUGGGAACAAUAAUAAUGUCCGUGGUCGCCUAUUAUACGAGGGAAUGGAGGAAAUUCCAGCUUUUCAUCUCAUUGCCGAUUGUUAUAAUACUCGCUUAUUGGUGGUUGAUUCCUGAAAGCCCCAGGUGGCUCAUGGCAGUCGGAAGGGAUAAAGAAGCCCUUGCCAUACUCGAAGAAGCCGCGAGGCAGAAUAAAAGAAAACGUCCGGAAAAACUUCCCGAAUUGAAACAAGAUAAAAGGGAAGAAGAAGAAGAAAAGCCGGCUGAAAAGGUCGGAAUCUUAGGCUUGUUCAGGACGCCCAACAUGAGGAAGAAAACUCUCGUCGUCUGGGUGAAUUGGUCCAACGUCGGAUUGUGCUUUUUUGGCCUGGAACAAUAUUUGAGCCAAGUCGGUGGAAACAUUUUUGCAAAUGUCGCCAUCUCGAGCGCUUGCAUAAUCCCUGGUGUAUUGGCGUCGAUCUACACGAUGGACAAACUCGGCAGGCGGAUGACCCUUUUCGUCGGGCAGUUCGUCGGAGCUAUAUCCUGCCUCAUAAUCAUCCUCAUACCUCGUUCCGUUGCCUACGCGGAAUGGUACAAAGUAGGCUUGGCCACCCUCGGUGUGACCGGAGUAGCAGUCGGAUUCACAACCCUUUACCUCUACUCGACUGAACUUUUUCCGACCGUAGUGCGAAACACCGGUCUCGGAUCUGGUUCCAUGUGUGCCCGUGUAGGUUCAAUGGUGGCACCUUUCAUAGCCUCACUUGAUCAGGUCAAUCCGAACAUCCCUGCUGCCAUGUUCGGCGCUAGCAGUUUUAUUGCUGCCUUGCUUUGUCUAAUGCUUCCAGAAACGCUCAACACCAUUCUUCCCGUCUCACUAGAGGACGGUGAACACUUUGGAAAAAAAAAUAAAAAAGAAACCACGAACGGAACGGUGAAUAAGGCCUAUUCUGAAGAUAUAGUUAUAGAAUCUUAAGAAAAUCACUUUUUCUAAAUUGUAAAUAUAUUGUAUAUAUUUAAAAAUCUUUUAAGUAUAUAAUUUAAUAAAUUAAAUACUUGGUUCCUUUAAGAGCCACACGUGAUCCAUCCUCUGUCAGUAUUUAUAAUUUAUAAAUAUAUUUAUUUCUAAUUAAAUUUUACGUAUUUA